Messenger RNA from Pleurotus ostreatus (oyster mushroom), 669 nucleotides. RefSeq lists its product as uncharacterized. The record is from RefSeq and is a predicted model, not a curated record. The transcript has a single exon. The coding region runs from base 1 to 669 and encodes 222 amino acids. Lineage: Eukaryota; Fungi; Basidiomycota; Agaricomycetes; Agaricales; Pleurotaceae.
AUGUAUAUGACGGACCUCGCUAGCCCAUCCCGGCGUGUUCAGCCCGCUAGCGGGCGAUGGACGGACUACUCCGAGUGGGAGUGGAGGAGAAGGAGGGUUUCCGAAUGGGAGUGGGGAGAAGGACGGCUGCAACUGGCUACGAUCCCGAGCGCAGUCGACGUCCACCUCCCCCGAGUGGUUCUGCUCGGUGCAGACUUUUAUUGUCGUUCUAAGGUGCGCAACAACACCCGGAAGAUAUCUGCACGCAUCAGCGGAGGCAUGUCAUUCUGCUUAUUUUCGAAGGCCGACGCUCCCUCUCCUAUCGGCAUACACCAAAUCAUCCACACCUCACAACAGGACCCCGGGCUCAGCACUCCACAGGUCGACCUCGAGGCACCCACCCACCGCCUCCAUGUACCCCAGACGCCCUGCGCCUUGCCACCGUCUACGCCAUCCUCGCGCUUAUGGGAUACACAGCAAAGUUGCGGGCGCAGGAAGGCGUCGUCACUACUCCUUCCUCACUGCUGUUCCCGUGAUGUCCGGAAUUACUUGGAACACGAUCUGGGACGCCGAGCCCUGGGUCACACACACAGAGGGGAAGACGCGCUGCGUGUGGAGGAAUGGCCGCAGCGGGACGCGCUCAACGGGAUCAUCAACCCUGAGCUGAAGACACCCGGGCUACUCGCAUAA